AUGGCGAUGGGUUCAGCACGCCAUGCUACAAGGUCAUUUCGGGAGGCGUUCAAGAAAUCGAUGACGGUCCAUUCGCCUCUGCUGACGUCAACUAGUUCUGGGAUGGUUCUGGAUCUUUCGCCAGGGCUUGACCCGAAUACCGUUAGCUCCAAGCUUCGAGGAGAAGGAGGUGGAGGUAUUUCUGGCUUUGGUGGUGGCGAUGCGACGGUAGAUAUGAGUAGGGUUGGUAGGGCAGAAGUCGGGUUAGCUCUUAGCGUUGACAGCAAACAACAUCAUCAUCACCUACAGGCGUCGAGCAGCAGGAAGAGGUCGCAGGAUGAGAUGAUGGAGGAUCUAGAUCAUGACGGUAAUGUCGAUGUUGGUGACGGUGGUGUCAACUCGGAACCGAUGGACACUGCAUCCGACAGCAGCAACUCGCGACCAGAUUCACCCACGGCGUAUCACAAGCAACAGAAGAAGGGCGACAGUAGCAGUGGUCAAGGCUUUGACGCGACGGCGACCUCGAACGGACUAUCGGCACUAUUAGUUGUCGACGCGGAUUCACUCCCACCAUCCAAGAAGAAGACAACUGUCUCACGGUCGCGGUCGUCGUCAUCUCUGGCCACCACUUCCGUGUCGGGGCCUGAUCCUCUAGACAGAGUCAUCACGACGCAGGACAUUUCUGCAAUUACGGCAUCGAUGGGCGCUCUGACGCCGCUCGAAAUCCAGAGGCGACUGUAUGCUCAUCAGGAGAAACAACAGAAGCUACGGAAACGCCGGCUACUCUUCCACCUCCACCAACAACAACAACAACAACAACAACAACAACAGCAACAACAACAGCAACAACAACACUUUCUUCACCAACAGCAGCAGCAACAACAGCACCAUUUUCCAAACUUUCACCCAAUGCUGACGGCGAUAGGUGAUUCGGGUCAAGUCCAGACACCGACAACUCGGCAGCAGUACCGUGGGAUAGUUGCAGGAAACCAUAAUAGGACUGUCGAUCCCACCAGUCGGAAGACAUCGACUAGGACGAUGGCUACUGGGAACAUGACUAAUCCAUAUCAGCAACAGCCAUAUCCUCCAUAUCUUUAUACUCGCCAUCCUCAGGGUCAUCCGACACAGUCUCAUACUCAAGGUCCUCUACCGGUCCAACAUCCUUCCCCUCUUUCAACUUCAGCGGCAGCAACGACUUCAGCAUCCAUGCCAAACCCUUUGCAUCCUUAUCAUCCACAGCACCAACAACAACAACAACAACAACAACAGCAGCAGCUUCCGUCAUGCUACUACCUCCCUCCAAGCGCGUUCAGGACCAUUUCGGCAGUGACCGCAGAAGAGCAAUUGGAAGCCGAGCGGAAACGGAAGGAAUUCCUCCACCUCGCCGCGAAAGCAACAACUAUCGAUGGAGAAGAACAGACCAAGGAAAGGAAGGCAAAUCAAGAAUUGGAGGAAGAGAAGAAGAAGAAGGAAAAGGUGGAAGUGGAGGAAGGGGAAGAGUUCUUGAUCUUUCCAUAUCCAAGUCUUCCUUAA
Messenger RNA from Linnemannia hyalina, 1512 nucleotides. The record is from the annotation of a GenBank genome assembly. Lineage: Eukaryota; Fungi; Mortierellomycota; Mortierellomycetes; Mortierellales; Mortierellaceae.